AUGCUACGUUAUAACAACCGUAGUUGGUUUACUUGUGCGGAAUACAAAGAAAAGUUGCUACCCCAUUGGCGCUUUAUAUAUAGUAUCUGUACCAAUACAGAUAAGGUAGAACGUAGCAUAUCCCUUCUCUCGGAAAGCGACUUCAAAUUAGCCGACCAAACCGUCAUCCCUUCCAACAAGUCUAAUCUUCAUUUCAAAACGGCCUUCUCACUUUUUGAUAUUCCCUCCAUCCUUCAAUUGGUACUAACCUACUAUCCUUCGAAUCAUCAACUACCAUAUUUUCCAAUCGCUACGUCUAAGACUCUCGAGGCUCUUGGAGCUCUGAAGCAAGCUCUCCCUAGUAGUAGUAUUUGGGAGCCAGGUUCUGAAGAAUAUGAAGAGAUUAACUCCUCAUAUUUGUCUGGACUAGAGAGUGACCUCGAGCCUGCAUUUAUCUUCCAACCCCAGGCCAAAGAAGAUAUUAGUAUCUUCUUAAAGACGAUAAAACCAAUAGGCGUCGAGUUCGCCAUUCGUGGCGCUGGGAUGCAACCACUUCCGGGCUCCGCCAAUAUCCAAGGAGGCGUUACCCUUGAUCUUCGACGUCUCACCGGCAUUGAUAUCAAAGAUGGCUUUGUCCAAAUAGGGGCAGGCGAGCGCUGGGGUAAGGUGUAUGAAAAGCUAGAUGCCUCCGGGCUCUCUGUAACUGGUAGCCGCUCAGCAAUAGGGGAUAUCGGUGGACUAGCACUUCAGGACGGCCUAUCUUUCUUCUCUACUCGCGGGGGAUUCAUUUGUGACAAUGUGCUCAACUUCGAAGUCGUUUUGGCCUCGGGUGAGAUUGUUAAUGCUAAUGCCAUAGAUAAUGAGGACUUGUGGCGUGCUCUGAAAGGAGCAGGAAAUAAUCUCGGGAUUGUGACUCGUUUCGACAUAUGGACCUUCAAACAAGGGCCUAUAUGGGGCGAUACUGUGUUUUACUUCCCUUCAAGCUUCCCAAGUCAGCUUGAAUCCCUGGUUAAGGAACUCCACAAACCGAAUGCAAGCAAAGAAACACAUCUAAUGUUGAGCAUUGGCUAUUCAUCCUUGGUAGGCAACAGCAUCAUGUGUUUAAACCAGCCCUAUUACACUCAGGCAGUCGAAAACCCACCCGAGCUUGAUCCAUUUACCAAAAUUCAACCGCAAAUUGAUGCUCUCAAUAAGAUGCGUCUUCACAGCGUGAAAGAUGCGGCUGCAGAGCAAAGUGCAUCCGGCCAAGAUCGAGUGAGAUGCGCUUAUAUGAAUAUAACAGUCAAAGCGGAUCUUGGGACUCUGAACGCCGCGUCUGAGAUCUAUACGGCUGAGCUUGAACCCCUGAAGGGGGUUGAGAACGUGACACUAUCUUUAACUCUGCAGCCGUACCCAGUUUCAUUAAUGGAACAGUCAACUACACACGGGGGCAAUUCUCUGGGCCUUGAUGCCGCUGGAGGCCCACUCGUCUCGGUUCUUCUUCUUUCCUAUUGGAAGAACAAGGAAGAUGAUAGUGCGGUGCUGGGGAUGAUGAAGGGUGCACUCGGCAAGAUCAAAGCAGACGCAACUGAGCGGAAACAACUAGUUCCAUUCGUCUACAUGAAUUACGCCUUCAGUCACCAGGAUCCUUUAGGUUCGUAUGGUUUUAAGAAUCGGACCAAAUUGCAAGAAGCCAGCAAGAAGUAUGACCCUGACGGUCUGUUCCAAAAAGCGUGCCCAGGUGGCUUCAAACUGUUUUCGUAAGUCGCGGCAUUAGACGCACCAAUGUUACGUGGGAUACAGGAGGACAGCCAGGCAGUAUAAUAUAUAGUAAAUAUAUGAAUUGGACCGUACUAAUCGGUGUUGUCGCCGAGCUGGCGGUCGAUGUGCGUAGGGUUCUUACGUAGAAUCCACCGAAUUCAAG
Molecule: messenger RNA, 1882 nt
Organism: Daldinia decipiens
Lineage: Eukaryota; Fungi; Ascomycota; Sordariomycetes; Xylariales; Hypoxylaceae
Exons: 4
Coding region: 1-1722 (573 amino acids)
Molecular function (GO): FAD binding
Source: RefSeq, a predicted model, not a curated record